This is a messenger RNA of Leishmania braziliensis MHOM/BR/75/M2904, 360 nucleotides long. RefSeq lists its product as hypothetical. Gene Ontology annotation, cellular component: mitochondrion. Lineage: Eukaryota; Euglenozoa; Kinetoplastea; Trypanosomatida; Trypanosomatidae. The transcript has a single exon. Gene Ontology annotation, molecular function: thiosulfate-cyanide sulfurtransferase activity. The coding region runs from base 1 to 360 and encodes 119 amino acids. The record is from RefSeq and is a predicted model, not a curated record.
AUGCAGCGUCUGACUUACGCCGCUAUGAAGGCGUUGGUGGCGAAGAAGCAGUCGGGUGAUCGCCAUAUGUGCAUAUUGGAUGUCCGCAGCGCCGAUGAGGUGGCGGGAGGCGCUAUUGCGGCCUCCGUCAACAUUCCUCUCGAUCAGCUGGAGUCCGCUCUUCAGCUGACAGCCGACGAGUUCAAGGAGAAGUACAAGGCACCCAAGCCGGAGACAUCUGACCACGUUGUGACUUACUGCCUUCGCGGCAUGCGUGCGGAGAGUGCAGCCGCCUUGCUUCGUUCCAGCGGCUUCACAAACGUUGAUGUGUAUCCCGGCAGCUGGACAGAGUGGUCAGAGAAAGAAAAGAGCGCAGCAUAG